AUGGAUAUCGAUGACAACGACGACGAUUUCUAUGCGCCAGAGGAGCCUGCAGCCCCUGCAGCCCCUACCGCGCAGCCAGAUGGCGCCGCGACAACAGCAAGUGCCCCCGCCGAGCCCGAGUCCAAGCCCGACCAGGACGAGGACCUCGAGGAGGGCGAAGAGGAAGACGAGGGCGGCGCCAUGGACGAGGACGACUCCUCUGAUGAUAGCAUGGUAAUUAUCACAGAAAGGAAGGACGGAACCUCAGCAGGCCCACCGUCACAAUCCCGAUACAGCAAUAUCAAGGAUAUCCCCCAGCGAUCAAUAUCUAACGAUACCGCAUCGAAAGCACCCCCAAAGAAACCAGACUCGCCCGCCGCCCGGAAACAAAGUAGCGGCGCCGACCUUCCCGCAGUCAGGACCUCCACCCUUGACAUCAAUGCCAUCCCCACCCACAAGCCCACCGGCAAGCCCUUGACACAAGUCAACAUCGACGAGGACCUGGCCGAGCACGACAAGCCAUGGCGGAGGCCCGGUACCGAUCUGUCCGAUUACUUCAACUAUGGACUCGACGAGUUCACCUGGGCGCUCUACGCCUCCAAGCAGGGGGCCAUGAGGCAAGAGUUCAAUUCCGACACCAUCGCUGCUAACAACAAGAAGAUGAUGGAGGACAUGCAGAACAUGAUGAUGAUGGGCAUGGGAGGCAUGCCGGGAAUGAUGCCUGGCGCCGCCGGUGGUGGCCAGGGCGCUUCGGGCCAGGGCGGGCCUCCUGGCGGCAUGCCGGGCAUGGAGGGAAUGCCACCAGAGAUGCAGCAGAUGAUGCAGCAGAUGAUGGCAAGCGGCGGCAUGGACCCCAGCCAGAUGGACCCGUCCGCCAUGGGCGCCAUGUUUGCCGGCAUGCAGAAUGCUGGUGGCCAACAGGGCCAAGGCGGCCAGCCUCAGAACUUUGGUGGCGGCAAUUUCGGUGGCAAUCAAGGCCAAGGGUUUGGUUAUGAUCAAGGGGGGAUGGGCGGCGGAGGCAACCGAGGGGGCUUCAAUCGCGGCCGCGGAGGUCGGCAGCGUUACUAG
Diaporthe citri is the source of this 1047-nucleotide messenger RNA. RefSeq lists its product as uncharacterized. Bases 1 to 1047 code for a protein of 348 amino acids. The transcript is spliced from 3 exons. Gene Ontology annotation, cellular component: mRNA cleavage and polyadenylation specificity factor complex. NCBI's taxonomy places the organism in Eukaryota, Fungi, Ascomycota, Sordariomycetes, Diaporthales, Diaporthaceae. The record is from RefSeq and is a predicted model, not a curated record. Gene Ontology annotation, molecular function: RNA binding.